UAUAUUACACAAACAAGAUUAAGAACCUCUGUUUAUAAAUCUUAUCUCCUUCUCUAAUACUUGCCUUAUAAGUAGAACAACUGUGGAACAAAGGGAUUGCUGUACAGUGUCCUUUGCUUCUUCCCUAAGGAACUCUUCAAUUCUGAGUCCAUACACAUAAUAACUGGUUACAAUCCUGGGGGAGCCGUGUGUGUAAGAGACAGACACAGAAUAGUAUCCUGCAAAGAUAAAUGUAUUUGGACUUACUAGUCCUAGGGUCCAAUUCAUAUUCUUUCACUUAGCUGAGUUACUAGCUAUGUCACUUAGAUCCUAUCCAUUAUACAUUCAUAAUUUCUCUCCUAUACUACUCCUUUUCUACAAUGUCACUGGUGCAGUCACUUAUCGCCUCACACCCUGGUCACUGCAAUAAUAGCCGUUUGGUUUGUUGCUUGCCUAAGUUCUCUCUAUUCCAGUCUGUCUUCUACUGCAUUGUCAAACUCACUUUCCUAAAAGUGUAGGUCUGAACAUGUCAUCCCCUCCUUGAAGAAACUCCAAUGAUGCAGGAUCACCUUCAGGAACAAAUAUAAAAUUCCCUGUUUGGCUUUUAAAGCCCUUCACCACUUGGCCCUUUCAAGCCCUUUUAUCUUCCUCCUCCCUCCGAACUCUAAACAAAAGACACUCCUUCAGCCUUGUCCCUUGUCUCCCAAGCCUUCUUAUCACCACUUCUCUCAGGUCCCAGAUUCCACACUAGUGCCUUCCUUUCUCUUGAUAUUUUGAUGUUCCUCAAUGUCUUGUUUCUACAUAAUUGUUUGAAAAUUGUCUAAUCUGUUAAAUUGUAACUUCCAUGGGAGCAGGAAUUAUUUUUGCCUUUUUUUUUUUUGGUAUCUCCAAUUAGCAGGAAGGGGCAGCCAGGAGACCCAGAGGAAAGUGCCGGGCUUGUAGUCAGGUGAUCCCGGGCAACCCAUUUCAUCCUCUUUGCUUCAGUUUCUUCAUCUGUGACAUGAAAUGAGCUGGAGAAGCAAAUGCCAAACCAUUCCAGUGCCUUUGUCAAGAAAAUCUCAAAAUGGGGUCACAAAAAAUCGGACACGAACAAGUGCUUAUUGACUUAAUCUUGGUGAUCCUAGAUAAAUUACACUCUGGUGGUCGGUUUGAAGAUAUUGUAAAAUGAGGGUGGAUUGUGGGGCCUGGAAGUCCACGACCUCUAGAGUUCCACGGCGAUCCACCUCUGCCAAACAGUCUCGCUUACACACAGCGCUAAAAGACCACAUCCCCCACAAUGCCCCGCGCCCCAGCGGACGCAUGCUCAGUGCUCGAUAGCUCGUGUUUUUCCUUAAGUGCGUGUUACGGAGUGGGGCCGGUGGCCUGGGGAACCAUGGCCCUGUUCCCGGCCUUUGCUGGUGUUAGUGCAGCCCCUGAGUCCUCCGCUGGUGGUAGCUCGAGGAAGGAUUUAGACUGGUUGAGCAACCCAAGCUUUUGUACUGGAAACAUACCAACUCUGCAACAAAAUACUGUAGAGAUUACAGCUCUUGCUUCUGAAAAGGAACUUCUCACAAGGAGCCCUUUAAAACCGGAACUUUCAGAAGGCAGUGAUACACACAAAAGGCUUAAACAAGCAAGUAGAAAAAAGAAGAAAGAAAAAAAGAAAAAGAAAAAACACCAACAUCACAAGAAAACCAAGAAAAAAUAUGAGCAGUCUAGUGACAGUGAAUCUUAUUCAGCUACUGACUCUGAAAAGGAGACAUCUACAGGAUGCAUCAUUUACAAUAAAAAGGAAGUUGAGAAACCAAACCAAGAAAAUAAUGCCACUGACAACAGUGGAAACCGCCUUGUUUGGCUUGAUGACAUUCAGACCCUGACAACAGAAACUUUCAGAACAGAUAAGAAACCAGAUCCAGCAAACUGGGAGUAUAAAUCGCUUUAUCGUGGAGAUAUAGCAAGAUACAAGAGGAAGGGAAACUCUUGCCUUGGUAUUAACCCUAAAAAGCAACGUAUAUCUUGGGAAGGUACCUCCACAGAAAAGAAGCAAUUGCAUAAGAAAUUUGAACGUUACUUUUCUAAGAAAAGCAUGCGUUCAGUAAGCAGUGAUGGAGCUCCUGUUUAUAGCAAAGCUGAAGUAUUCUCAUCUGAUCUCAGCUCAUUCAUCCCAGUGAAAGACUCUGAUGAUGAAGUUCCAUCUAAUACCUCAAAUUGGGUGAAUCCUUUGGGAGUCUAUGAUAAAUCUACAACACUCUGGUUACAAGGACAGGGUCCUUCAGACCAAGAGACAAAGCAACCUACAUCUCAGCAAGAUAGUGAAGAAGUUAUUCUAAAAGCUAAAGUAGAGGAAUUUAACAGAAAAGUCCGAGAGAAUCCUAGGGAUAUUCAACUAUGGCUGGAAUUUGUGUCUUUUCAAGAUGAAGUGAUGAAAAGACCAAGCCUAUACACCAUCAGUGAGGGAGAGCAAGAGUCCAGAAGAAAAUCACUGAAGCUAAUUCUGGAAAAGAAAUUGUCCAUUUUAGAACGUGCCAUUGAAAGCAACCAGAACAGUGUGGAACUGAAGCUUGCCAGGCUAAAACUCUGUACAGAAUUCUGGGAACCAUCUACUUUGAUCAAAGAGUGGCAGAAACUGAUUUUUUUACACCCCAAUAAUACAUCCUUAUGGCAGAAAUACCUCUUAUUUUGCCAGAGCCAAUUUAGCACCUUUACAGUAUCCAAAAUUCACAAUCUGUAUGGAAAAUGCCUUAGCACCCUGGCAGCAGUACAAGAUGGGAGCAUCUUAUCUCAUCCUGCAUUGCCUGGAACUGAAGAAGCUAUGUUCGCCCUCUUUCUUCAGCAGUGUCAUUUUCUCAGACAAGCUGGCCACACUGAAAAAGCGAUUUCUUUGUUCCAAGCCAUGAUUGACUUUACCUUCUUCAAACCUGACAGUGUGAAAGAUCUUCCUACCAGGGGACAGGUGGAAUUCUUUGAACCUUUUUGGGAUAGUGGAGAACCUCGAGUUGGAGAAAAGGGAGCAAGAGGCUGGCGAGCCUGGAUGCACCAGCAAGAAAGGGGUGGCUGGGUCGUCAUUAAGCCUGAUGAGGAUGAAGACGAACCUGAGGAGGAUGAUCAAGAAAUAAAGAAUAAAACUCUUCCAAAGUGGCAGAUCUGGCUCAGUGUUGAGCAUUCUCGUGAACAAAGGCACUGGCUGCCCUGGCGCCCUGACAAAACCAAAAAACAAACUGACGAGGAUUGUGAUGACCCAGAGAGACAGGUGUUAUUUGAUGAUCUAAGUCUAUCUCUCAUAAAACUUUCUAGUUUGGAUCUAAAAUUUCAACUGAUUGAUUCAUUUCUACAAUUCUUGGGAGUCCCUUCAAGCUAUAAUCUUCCAGCUUCAUGCCUCUAUCUUGCCAUGGAUGAAAAUGGUAUUUUCGAUGAUGGGAUUUCUGAUGAAAAACCAUUGACUUUUUUCAACCCAUCAUUUUCCGGGGUUAAUUGCGUAGGUCGCAUGGACAAAAUGAACAGACAGGAACAUCGGAUGGGUCACUGCAAAGAAGGCGAGGAGUUCAUACAGAAUAUAUUUCAUCUUGUAUUGCCCCUAUUUUCAGGGAAAGAAAAAUCUCAUCUCAGCCUUUCGUGGUUACAGUAUGAAAUUGCUAAGGUCACGUGGUGUCUGCAAACUAAAAACAAGAAGAGACUGAAGUCUCAAGGGAAAAAAUGCAAAAAACUAGCCAAGAAUCUCCUCAAGGAACCUGACAACAGAAAUAACUUUUGCCUUUGGAAAGCAUAUGCCCACCUGGAAUGGUUACUUGGCAACAUAGAAGAUGCAAGGAAGGUUUUUGACACUGCUAUUAGCAUGGCAGGGCCAGAAGACUUAAGUUCUAGACUCUUUGACUUAAGCUUGCUUUAUGCUGAACUAGAAGUAGAACUCUCAGGGAACUUGGAAGGGGCUACUACAUCCAGAGCAAUUCAUAUAUUAACUAAACUGACUGAGAAUGGACCAUACAUACCUUAUACUGGACAGGUAUUAGCUGUGAACAUUUUGAAAGCCCGCAAAGCAUAUGAGCACAUGCUUCAGAAGCAUUUAAAUGAAAGUUCAGCCCCUGACCCAUCUUCUUUUAAUUGUUCUGAUCAUUUGGUUGGCAUGGUUAGCUGCUUUAUGCUUUUCCAGUAUUUGACCAUAGGGGUUAAUGCUGUUACGCAUAUAUAUAAACAGGUGUAUGAAAGACUUAAAGGGUCCAUUUCAUCAGAAUUCUCAAGGCUCAGUGCAAAUAUUGGAGCCCAAAAUUUGACCAAUGCCCUUGAAGCUAUCACACUGAUGCAUGCAAAUCUACUCAGGUACCACAUGAAAGUGAGUGUAUUCCCUUUGAAUCCUCUGAGAGAAACACUUUCAGAGGCUUUAAAAUUAUAUCCGGACAACCAGGUUCUUUGGAGAUCGUAUAUACAGAUCCAAAAUAAAUCCCAUAAUGCCAGCAAGACAAGAAGAUUCUUUGAUAUCAUUAUAAGGUCUUCCAAAUCCCUAGAGCCACGGCUGUUUGCAAUCCAAGCUGAGAAAAUGAGAAAAAGGCUGGUGGAAGCUGUUCUGAGAGUAGAAGCUGGAGAAAUCCAUUCAACAAUUCCUGAAACAGGUUUAUCAAAUCGAAUCAAAGUCUUGUUUGAAAAUGCAAUUCAGAGUGAUAAUGGCAGCAACUGCCCCUUGUUAUGGAGGAUGUAUUUAAAUUUUCUGGUUUCUCUAGGAAACAAAGAACGAAGCAAAGGUGUGUUUUACAGAGCCCUCCAGCACUGUCCUUGGGCAAAGGUGUUAUAUAUGGAUGCAGUGGAUCAUUUCCCUGAUCAAUUCCAGGAAAUCCUGGAUCUGAUGACUGAGAAGGAAUUAAGAGUUCGGGUACCAAUAGAAGAACUAGAGCUUCUCUUAGAAGAUUAAUAAUGAGUGGAACAAGAGGAUUAAUGGAGUUAAGACUGAAGUUUGACAGUCCUGUAGUAGCUGUGGAAUGUACAAAUUGGGAAACUUGGACUAGGACUGGAAAAUUUUUUUCCUUUUUUUUUAAGGACUGAUUUAAAAUUUUAAGGUUCCGGGCCAAUGUAAUGUAUUUUUAAGUAUUCAGAUGUCUCUCACAACCUCCAUGUGUUUAGAAGACUUAUUUACACAGAAAUGAGUUAUUUUAUAGAUCAUAUAUAUGAUUAUGAUGUACAUAUGUACAGAAAGACAGACUUGGGAAUAAAUAAAUCUUUUGUAGUUGGUUCCCUUUAAAA
Messenger RNA from Antechinus flavipes (yellow-footed antechinus), 5187 nucleotides. RefSeq names its product NRDE-2, necessary for RNA interference, domain containing (gene NRDE2). The record is from RefSeq and is a predicted model, not a curated record. Gene Ontology annotation, cellular component: catalytic step 2 spliceosome. The transcript has 14 exons. Bases 1256 to 4858 code for a protein of 1200 amino acids. Gene Ontology annotation, molecular function: protein binding. NCBI's taxonomy places the organism in Eukaryota, Metazoa, Chordata, Mammalia, Dasyuromorphia, Dasyuridae. Gene Ontology annotation, biological process: regulatory ncRNA-mediated post-transcriptional gene silencing; negative regulation of RNA catabolic process; RNA processing.